Molecule: messenger RNA, 357 nt
Organism: Penicillium diatomitis
Lineage: Eukaryota; Fungi; Ascomycota; Eurotiomycetes; Eurotiales; Aspergillaceae
Product: CGR1 family protein
Exons: 3
Coding region: 1-357 (118 amino acids)
Source: RefSeq, a predicted model, not a curated record
AUGUCUGCGACCGCUGAGACCCCCGCAACCACGCCGGCGACCGUGCCAGCCGUUGGCAUGCGCAAGAAUGGCAAGAACUGGCAUUCAACCAAGAAGGCCUUCCGACCUACCGCUGGGCUGACAUCUUAUGCCAAGCGUCAAGAGACUCGCAAGCAGCUUGAGGCGAACAAGGAGCGUGAGCGUGAAAUGAAAGAGGAGAAGGAAGCUGAGCGUCAGGCCCAUAUUCAGCGCAUCAAGGACAAGCGUGCCGCCAAGGAGGAAAAGGCUCGCUUCGAAAAGAUGGCCGAGAAGAUGCAUGCCAAGCGUGUUGAGCGUUUGCGACGUCGCGAGAAGCGCAACAAGCUCCUCAACUCUUGA